This is a messenger RNA of Orcinus orca (killer whale), 2577 nucleotides long. RefSeq names its product glycogen synthase kinase 3 alpha (gene GSK3A). Lineage: Eukaryota; Metazoa; Chordata; Mammalia; Artiodactyla; Delphinidae. The record is from RefSeq and is a predicted model, not a curated record. The transcript is spliced from 11 exons. Gene Ontology annotation, biological process: protein phosphorylation; negative regulation of TOR signaling; negative regulation of canonical Wnt signaling pathway. Gene Ontology annotation, cellular component: cytoplasm; nucleus; cytosol. Gene Ontology annotation, molecular function: ATP binding; protein serine/threonine kinase activity. Bases 503 to 1954 code for a protein of 483 amino acids.
AAUAUACUAAGUGAGUGACUGGACUCCGUUUCCCGGAUUGCAUCACGUCUACACAGCUCAUUGAUGGAGUACUACAUUUCUGAGCCACACCUAGGGACGCGCGGUUGCCGCAAUGGAGUGAGUGUGCGACUCUGAUCCUACUUCCGAAAGUGCUUCAGGGUCCGCUGUGGGCACAGUCGGCCAACUUAUUGACCAGCACUGUGUUUCCCGAGGUGCAGAGCGACCUAUCAACCCCGCGGUCCACUCUGAGGUCUUUGCGGACUCCAUUUCCCGGCGUGCCGCGCGGCUCUCUGUGAGGGCCGACAGCGGCGACGGCGGCGCGCAGAGCCGGCGGACUGCAUCUCCCGGCGUGCCGCGCGGCGGGCGCUGGGCCGGAGCCGGAGCCGGAGCCCGAGCGGCGCGGCCUGGAAGAGGCCGGAUCCCGGGGGAGGCGGCAGCAGCGGCAGCGGCGGGGGCAACCCGGGCAGCCCGAGCCCCGCGGCCUGGGCCUGCGCUCGGCGCCAUGAGCGGUGGCGCGCCUUCGGGGGGCGGCCCUGGGGGCUCGGGCCGGGCGCGGACCAGCUCAUUCGCGGAGCCAGGCGGCGGCGGCGGCGGCGGCGGUGGCGGCCCCGGGGGUUCGGCCUCUGGCCCAGGCGGCAGCGGCGGCGGGAAGACGUCAGUCGGAGCCAUGGGCGGGGGCGUGGGGGCCUCGAGCUCCGGGGGUGGUCCCAGCGGCAGCGGCGGAGGAGGCAGCGGCGGCCCCGGCGCGGGCACCAGCUUCCCGCCGCCCGGAGUGAAGCUGGGCCGUGACAGUGGGAAGGUGACCACAGUGGUAGCCACUCUAGGCCAAGGCCCAGAGCGCUCCCAGGAGGUGGCUUACACAGACAUCAAAGUGAUUGGCAGUGGCUCAUUUGGGGUCGUGUACCAGGCACGGCUGGCAGACACGAGGGAAUUGGUGGCCAUCAAGAAGGUUCUCCAGGACAAGAGGUUCAAGAACCGAGAGCUGCAGAUUAUGCGUAAGCUGGACCACUGCAAUAUCGUGAGGCUGAGAUACUUUUUCUACUCCAGUGGGGAGAAGAAAGACGAGCUUUAUCUAAAUCUGGUGCUGGAAUAUGUGCCCGAGACGGUGUACCGGGUGGCCCGCCAUUUUACCAAGGCCAAGUUGACCAUCCCUAUCAUCUAUGUCAAGGUGUACAUGUACCAGCUCUUCCGGAGCUUGGCCUACAUCCACUCCCAGGGUGUGUGUCACCGCGACAUCAAGCCCCAGAACCUGCUGGUGGACCCCGACACUGCUGUCCUCAAGCUCUGCGAUUUUGGCAGUGCAAAGCAGCUGGUCCGAGGAGAGCCCAAUGUCUCCUACAUCUGUUCUCGCUACUACCGGGCCCCAGAGCUGAUCUUCGGAGCCACUGAUUACACCUCGUCCAUCGAUGUGUGGUCAGCUGGCUGCGUACUGGCCGAGCUCCUCCUGGGCCAGCCCAUCUUCCCUGGGGACAGUGGGGUAGACCAGCUGGUGGAGAUCAUCAAGGUGCUGGGAACACCAACCCGGGAACAGAUUCGAGAGAUGAACCCCAACUACACGGAGUUCAAGUUCCCCCAGAUUAAAGCUCACCCCUGGACAAAGGUGUUCAAAUCCCGAACGCCACCUGAGGCCAUCGCGCUCUGCUCUAGCCUGCUGGAGUACACACCGUCCUCAAGGCUGUCCCCGCUGGAAGCCUGUGCCCACAGCUUCUUUGAUGAACUGCGAUGUCCUGGAACCCAGCUCCCCAACAACCGCCCGCUUCCCCCUCUCUUCAAUUUCAGUUCUGGCGAACUCACCAUCCAACCAUCUCUCAACGCCAUUCUCAUCCCUCCUCACUUGAGAUCCCCGGCGGGCACUGCCUCCCUUACCCCAUCCUCACAAGCUUUAAGUGAGGCUCAGACCGGCCCAGACUGGCAGUCGACCGAUGCCACAGCUCCCCUCACUAACUCUUCCUGAGGGCGCCACCAACUACCCUUCCAUCUGGGAGCCCCCAGUGGGGCUGGGAAGGGGGGCCAUAGCCUGUCAAGCUCCUGCCCUGACCGGGCCCCUAGACUAGAGGGCAGAGGUAAAUGAGUCCCUAUCCCCACCUCCAGUCCCUCCCUCACCAGCCUCACCCCUGUGGUGGGCUUUUUAAGAGGAUUUUAACUGGUUGUGGGGAGGGAAGAGAAGGAAGGACCGGGGAUUUGGGGGGGGGGGGGCGGCAUGAGGACCUCCUACCCCCUCAGCUCCCUCCCCUCCCCCCAGGUCUCCACCUCCUCCAACCCCCCUCCCCUCCUUUAUCCCUUGUAAAUAGAACCAGACCAGCCCUUCUCCUCCUCUUCCCUUCCCUGGCCCCCGGGUGUAAAUAGAUUGUUAUAAUUUUUUUCUUAAAGAAAAUGUCGAUUCGCACUGUCCAAACUGGCCCUUUCCCCUCCAACAGCUGUGUCCCCCCGUCCUGUCCUCUGCCCCUAAGGCCUCCUCCCUCCUCUCCCCAUCCUGGAGGGCAGGGGCAGUGGGGGAGCCCCUGAUGUCUUAGUUUCCACAGUAAGGUUUGCCUGUGUACAGACCUCCGUUCAAUAAAUUAUUGGCAUGAAAACCUG